Messenger RNA from Cajanus cajan (pigeon pea), 2093 nucleotides. RefSeq names its product low affinity inorganic phosphate transporter 4. Gene Ontology annotation, molecular function: phosphate transmembrane transporter activity. Lineage: Eukaryota; Viridiplantae; Streptophyta; Magnoliopsida; Fabales; Fabaceae. The record is from RefSeq and is a predicted model, not a curated record. Gene Ontology annotation, biological process: phosphate ion transport; transmembrane transport. Gene Ontology annotation, cellular component: membrane.
UAUCCCCACGAACAAAUUAACACCAAAGCCUAGGAGUAAACGCCAGCAACACCAUAUAAACCCACCACACACACAAGGGAAAAAGCAAAAGCAAUAAGAAACAGUGAGUGAGUGAGUAACAAUGGCGUUGGAAGUGCUGGAAGCACUUGACUCAGCACGCACGCAAUGGUACCACGUGACGGCGAUAGUGAUCGCAGGCAUGGGCUUCUUCACCGACGCCUACGACCUUUUCUGCAUCUCAGCAGUUUCCAAGCUAUUGGGUCGCUUGUACUACUUCGACCCCAGCACCGGAAAACCGGGGAAGCUCCCAACCAACGUGAACAACUUCGUCACCGGUGUGGCCCUCGUCGGAACCCUAACCGGGCAACUCGUGUUCGGGUGGCUCGGCGACAAGCUGGGGCGGAAGAAGGUGUACGGCAUAACGCUGAUCCUGAUGGUCCUCUGCGCCAUCUGCUCCGGCCUCUCCUUCGGCGCCACCGCGAAGUCCGUCAUGGGGACCCUCUGCUUCUUCCGCUUCUGGCUGGGCUUCGGCAUCGGCGGCGACUACCCGCUCUCCGCCACCAUCAUGUCGGAGUACGCCAAUAAAAGGACACGUGGCGCGUUCAUAGCCGCGGUGUUCGCCAUGCAGGGCGUGGGAAUCAUCUUCGCGGGGUUGGUCUCCAUGAUAUUCUCGGCGAUCUUCAAAUAUUACUACUCCGCUCCGACCUUCAACGAAAACCACGUUUUGUCGACGCGACCGGAGGGUGACCUGCUGUGGCGGUUGGUCCUCAUGGUUGGCGCCAUUCCCGCCAUGAUGACCUACUACUGGCGGAUGAAGAUGCCCGAAACGGGGCGUUUCACUGCCAUCAUCGAGGGAAACGCCAAGCAAGCCGCGGCGGACAUGGCUAGGGUUUUGGACAUUGAAAUCCAAGCGGAGCAGGAUAAGCUCGCGGACUUCAACGCAGCGAAUAACUACCCUCUCUUGUCCAACGAGUUCUUUCAGCGCCACGGUCGUCACUUGAUUGGCACCAUGAGCUCGUGGUUCCUUCUGGACAUCGCCUUCUACAGCCAGAACCUCACGCAGAAGGAUAUCUUCCCCGCCAUUGGUCUCAUCGCUCACGAGGUUGACAUGAGCGCCAUUGACGAGGUUUUCCAGACGUCACGUGCCAUGUUCGUGAUCGCCUUGCUGGGGACGUUCCCGGGAUACUGGUUCACCGUCUUCUUCAUCGAGAAGAUCGGGCGCUACAAGAUCCAGUUGGUGGGGUUCUUCAUGAUGUCGUUCUUCAUGUUCGUGAUUGGGGUGAAGUACGAAUACUUGAAGAACGAGAACAAGAACAUGUUCGCGCUCUUGUACGGGUUGACGUUCUUCUUCGCCAACUUCGGGCCCAACAGCACGACCUUCGUGCUGCCGGCGGAGCUGUUUCCGACGCGCGUGAGGAGCACGUGCCAUGCGCUGAGCGCCGCCGCGGGGAAGGCCGGGGCGCUGGUGGGGACGUUUGGGAUUCAGAGCUUGACGGUGGGAGGGGACUUGUACAAGAUUCGGAGGGCCAUGAUCAUUCUGGCGUUCACCAACUUGUUGGGCUUUUGUUGCUCUUUCUUGGUUACUGAGACUAAGGGAAGGUCUCUCGAGGAGAUUUCCGGGGAGGAUGGGAGAGAGAGUGAGCUCACGGCAACGCCCAAUGAUAGGGUUCAGGGAUCCAGGACCGAGACCAUGUGAACCCAUGCACCUAGCUACCCACGUUAAUUUAUUGUAAUAAAAAUGGGGCCAUAAAAUUAUGCUUUUUUCUGCCUCUCUUGCUGUAGGUGUGUAUGUUCUGGAAAUAAGAGUGUGGUUUUGUGUUUGCGAGAUCAAUGCAGACACUAGGCCAAGAUGUAUAUGUGUACACAGUCAAAGUAAAGUGAUGAUGUCCCCUAGAGAAAAUGUUUUUUUUUUUUUUCUUUUUGUGAUGAUGAAUUAUUAUUUCUGUACUUUAUUGGAAUUAAUGUUUGCAUUUGUUCCGCAACUUAGUAUUUAAUAAAUAAAAUGGAUAAUUUUAAAGGCAUUUCCUUUGGUGCAAGUUUAUUUUAGGGGAUACCAAAACUCUCUGUGACUAGGACCACAUAAAGGAUGACAU